AUGGCUGUCGUUGUUGAUCCGCGCAAAAAAAGGAUUGUCUUGCGCGAGAUUCUCGAGACGGAACCUAUUGAGAACACUAGCCAGGAAAUGCUCUUUUUUCUUUGGGCCUGUGCUCGUUUCCAGACUUGCGACGGGAAACCCGACGAACCAGCCGUUUCGGAGGUAACCAAACUCUCGCAAUCUGUGGUUUCCGAGCGAUGGAGGGAUUUAAAUGAUCACUUUGGGGACAUGAUGCAGCAGAUUGACGCCAUCCUCUUCAAGCGUGAGACGGAGAAGAGGAAGACGAAGAAGCAGAAGACGGAGCGUGACGACGACUUCUGGAUGUGA
Penicillium canariense is the source of this 327-nucleotide messenger RNA. RefSeq lists its product as uncharacterized. Bases 1 to 327 code for a protein of 108 amino acids. The transcript is spliced from 2 exons. The record is from RefSeq and is a predicted model, not a curated record. Lineage: Eukaryota; Fungi; Ascomycota; Eurotiomycetes; Eurotiales; Aspergillaceae.